Messenger RNA from Racocetra persica, 157 nucleotides. The record is from the annotation of a GenBank genome assembly. Lineage: Eukaryota; Fungi; Glomeromycota; Glomeromycetes; Diversisporales; Gigasporaceae.
AACAAAAAGUUCGCGAACUCGAAGCAAUUUAGAACAAAAAAUUCGCGAACUUGAAAUUCAAAAUCGUGAGCUUUUAAGAAAACUAGAAGCUACUAAAAACUUUAUUACAAAUCAUAGAGAUCUUAACGAUCAAUUUAUUCAUAAUAAUUUUUCAUAA